AUGACGGAGACGAUCAAGUGGAAAAACGUCACCAUUCAAGACGAGGUGGUCCCCAAGCACACGGAUAUCAAGCUUCCCGAUGACCCCUCCGAACUUAUCUAUAUGGCCAAGCUGGCCGAGGAGGCGGAGCGCUUUGAUGAGAUGCUCCUCUGCAUUCGCAAGUACGUUCGUCUGAACAGUGAGCUCGACACGGAAGAGCGCAACCUGCUGUCAGUGGCCUACAAGAACGUGAUUACGCCGCGCCGCAACGCGUGGCGCGUCAUCACCUCUAUCGAGGGUCGCGAGAACGCCAAGGAAACCAGCACAACACUACCCUUGGUGGUGAACAUGCGAAAGGAGUUAGAAGCGGAGCUCUCCCCGCUCUGCGACGACCUACUCAGUCUUCUCGACACUUACCUCAUCCCGGCUGCCCAGGGCGGUGAAGCGAAGGUCUUCUACCUCAAGAUGAAGGGCGACUACCACCGCUACUACGCUGAGAUCGACCCCGGCGAUGGCCAGCGGCAGGCAGCCUUGAACGCUUACCAAAAGGCAACCGACGUCGCGAACUCGUCCCUCGCUCCAACGCACCCGAUUCGGCUCGGCCUGGCGCUGAACUUCUCCGUGUUCUUCUACGAAAUCAUGAAGGAGCACGAAAAGGGCUUCCAGCUGGCUCGUCAGGCAUACGACGAGGCCGUGACCGAACUCGAAACGCUCGACGACGAGGCGUAUCACGAGUCCAACACGAUCGUGCGCCUCCUCCGCGAGAACCUCAACUUGUGGACGGAUGACCAGCUGUAA
Leishmania braziliensis MHOM/BR/75/M2904 is the source of this 777-nucleotide messenger RNA. RefSeq names its product 14-3-3 protein-like protein. Gene Ontology annotation, biological process: signal transduction. Gene Ontology annotation, cellular component: cytoplasm. The record is from RefSeq and is a predicted model, not a curated record. The coding region runs from base 1 to 777 and encodes 258 amino acids. The transcript has a single exon. Lineage: Eukaryota; Euglenozoa; Kinetoplastea; Trypanosomatida; Trypanosomatidae.